This is a messenger RNA of Penicillium paradoxum, 306 nucleotides long. Its product is annotated as ATPase inhibitor IATP mitochondria. Lineage: Eukaryota; Fungi; Ascomycota; Eurotiomycetes; Eurotiales; Aspergillaceae. The transcript has 4 exons. Gene Ontology annotation, cellular component: mitochondrion. Gene Ontology annotation, molecular function: ATPase inhibitor activity. The coding region runs from base 1 to 306 and encodes 101 amino acids. The record is from RefSeq and is a predicted model, not a curated record. Gene Ontology annotation, biological process: negative regulation of ATP-dependent activity.
AUGCAAUCAACUUCACGACCCAUUCUCCGCAUCACUGCCAAUCCAGCUCUUUUCCGAUCCCUCUCUACCACCCCCAGAAUCAUGGCUGCAGGUGAUCUAGGGGCCCCCAAGCCGAGAGGCUUCAUGGCCGAGAAGGACUCCUUCACCAAACGCGAGGCCGCACACGAGGCGAUGUAUAUUCGACAGCAAGAAAUGGAUAAGGUUCAACGUUUAAGAGAGAAACUCAAGGAGCAGCGCAAGCAUAUGGAUGAGCUCGACAAGCAUCUUGAGGACUUGGCCAAAUCUCAGGGCGGAGAAAAGAACUAG